UCAAAAUCAAAGUUCAAAAGAAUCCUUGAGUGCAGCAUAUUCCCAUAGUAAUGGCAUCAAUUUUUGUCAAUGAUGUUAAACAACACAACACCAAUAGGAUCCUCUUCUCAUGUCUCAACCUUGUGUCUAUAUCACAACAUAUUCUCAUGUCACAUGAACAUAAUGAAAAUUCCAAUGUAAGUGUCAUAAUCACCAAUAUCAAAGUUACUAGUUUUCUUUUCACUAAUAGGAAAAUAUUUCAAACUUCAAAAUAUAGUUUCCACAUACAUCAAAAUAUAAGUAAAGCUUAGUUUCAUACAUCUGAAAAGGGUUUCAAAAUAAGGUCCACGACCACAAUCUGAACCUCAGCAUCAAUGUUUUUGAUGUUUCCGCAACCACAUGCAAGUCAUAUCAACUACAUUUGACCGUAAUUAUCUAUAACAUUAGGGAUCACGGCUGACUGCAACCGCGACCUAAAACAUUGUUUUCUUCAUACUUUAGCCAAUAGUAUAAGCCUUUUCCUUUGUUUCAAAUUUGAAAUCUCUCUCCUUUCAACCAUGUCUUGGAAAAUUCUUGUUAAUCUAAUUGUUUUGAUGAUCCUCCUAUUCCCUCUUCCUUGCCUAACAGAAACAAAUGACCAAUGUCUCCCUUCAUCUUGUGGCAACAUACAAAACAUCACUUACCCUUUUCGUCUACAAACCGAUCCCGAAAACUGUGGUGAUCCAAAUUAUGAACUUUCCUGUGAGAACAAUCAAACAAUACUAAAUCUAUACAAUGGAAAAUACUUUGUAGAAUCCAUCAACUACAAAAAUUCCACAAUAAGGAUCAUAGAUUCAGGUCUGAACAAAGAAAAUUGCUCUUCAAUUCCUCUAUACACUUUAACAAAUGAAAACUUCACCACUGAUAAACCUUAUAGCUUGUUAGAUACUAAUAACUUAGAAACCAUAGCAUUUAUAAGCUGUGCAGCUUCAAUUAAUUCUCCACUUUACAUGGAUACUUCAUCUUGUAACAAAGGAUUGAUCAACUCUUCCAAUUAUGCUGUACUUGGUGACUUGAAAAUCUCUGAGUUGGAGGAUUCAUGCAGCAUACUAGUCAUGGUUGUUACAACUUCAAAAUUGAACAACAGUGGCAAAAACUUUUCGUAUGUGAAUAUUCAUCAGCAACUUGUUUAUGGAUUGGAGCUUUCUUGGCAUGAGAUAUUCUGCAAAGAGUGUCAAGGUAGAGGUUACUGUAAGUUGAAUAACAACAAUGAGGUCAUCGGUUGUUCAAGUAGUAGACCUUGCAGUCAUGACUAUAUACCGUCUUUUAAAUGUGCUUUAAAAGAGCUAAUCCAUACAGUCAAAGAUCUGACUAAAGGUUCUCACUUAUUAGGCGCUCUCAUCGGAAUAAUUCUUCUGAUAAGAAUCAUGGGUGGUUUACUAUUUAUCCCGAUGUACAUGGCAUAUAAAUGGAGAAGGAGGCAUUUAUCGGCAUAUGAUUCAGUUGAAGAGUUUCUUAAAUCUCACAAUAAUCUCAUGCCAAUAAGAUACUCUUACUCAGACAUUAAAAAAAUGACAAAAGGAUUUAAGGAUAAACUUGGCGAAGGUGGCUAUGGUUCUGUUUACAAAGGACAACUUCGCAACGGUCACCUAGUCGCAAUCAAGUUGCUAGGUGGAAAGUCAAGAGCAAAUGGACAGGAAUUCAUCAAUGAAGUUGCUACGAUUGGAACGAUUCACCAUGUUAACGUGGUUCACCUAAUUGGCUUUUGUGUUGAGAAAACAAAAAGAGCACUUGUUUAUGAGUUCAUGCCUAAUGGUUCUCUUGAAAAGCACAUUUUCUCAAGAGAAAGAAUGGGUUCUUUGAGUUCUGAGAAAAUGUUUGAUAUAGCUCUUGGUGUAGCCCGUGGUAUUGAAUAUCUACAUAGAGGGUGUGACAUGAGGAUUUUGCAUUUUGACAUAAAGCCUCAUAACAUUCUUCUUGACGUAAACUUCACUCCAAAGGUUUCAGAUUUUGGACUAGCAAAGUUAUAUCCAACGGACAAUAGCAUUGUGUCUCUUACAGCUGCAAGAGGAACUAUGGGAUACAUGGCACCAGAAUUGUUCUAUAAGAAUAUUGGAGGAGUAUCGUACAAAGCAGAUGUUUAUAGCUUUGGAAUGUUGUUAAUGGAAAUGGCGAGUAGGAGAAGGAACAUGAAUGAGAGUGAAGAUCAUAAGAGUCAAGUUUAUUUCCCUUCUUGGGUUUACGACCAAUUUAGCGAAGGGAAGGAAAUAGAAAUGGGGAAUGGUACAGAAGAGGAGGAGAAGAUACUGAAGAAGAUGAUAAUAGUUGCAUUAUGGUGUAUACAGAUGAAACCAAUUGAUCGUCCUUCGAUGAACAAAGUGGUUGAGUUACUUGAAGGAGAUGUCGAGUCCUUGGAAAUGCCUCCUAAGCCAUUUCAAACUCCAAAAGGAAUGCCUGUACAAGGAAUUGGACAACUCAGAAAUCUACCUUGGCUGCUACCUGGAGAUUCUACAAACUCGCUUACCAUUGUUAUAAAUCGACGUUAAGCUAGAUACAACAUGUUUGGAAACACAGUAAUUUCGAGUUGAAUGCACGGCGAAUGACAUCUCCAAGGCCUAACAUUCUACCAUACCUGCUGUGGCACCGUAGUUUUGUUUUCCAAACACGAGCUUAGUUUUACAUAGCCUAUUAAAUAAUGUUAUUGCUUAAAAUAAUUUUGAUUUCAGUUCUGAAUAGUAACAGUAGCCCAUUUUAAGUAUUA
This is a messenger RNA of Medicago truncatula (barrel medic), 2719 nucleotides long. Its product is annotated as rust resistance kinase Lr10. The transcript is spliced from 4 exons. The coding region runs from base 537 to 2504 and encodes 655 amino acids. Gene Ontology annotation, molecular function: ATP binding; protein kinase activity; polysaccharide binding. The record is from RefSeq and is a predicted model, not a curated record. Lineage: Eukaryota; Viridiplantae; Streptophyta; Magnoliopsida; Fabales; Fabaceae. Gene Ontology annotation, biological process: protein phosphorylation.